UAUCACGAAAAGAUCUAAUUCCUGCACGACUGAAGUAAAAGCCGUCGCUCUGGAUGUUGAGAAGUGCACUUAAAAGAUUUCUGGAGAAAUGGAAAUCGUACAGACACAGGUUUGUGCCUUGGAUUGUGCUGAACUUGUCAAAAAAUGAGAAAACUUUGCGGCAGGUGACGGAGAGCUCAAAGGACAAACUGGUCCCGGAUGAGGAGGUUUCACAGACUCUACUGAAGCUCUUCUGGAUCCUGCUCAGGAGUCAGUGGGCUAAUAAUGAACAGCUCCGAGCUGCUCAAACUCAAUUUCUCAAACAGGUAAAAAGUGAAGAAGACGAAAGUGGGGGUCUUCCAAUGUCUGGAGACGAUGCCAUGUUACAGUGUGUGGGGUUCUGCAUUGACCGGAAGCAAAGCACUUUGCCCUCUGCAGGAACUGGGGUGUUUGUUACCAAAGGAUUUGUGUCCAAAGGAGCCACAGUUGCCUUGUACCCUGGCACUGUCUAUCAAUCCUAUGAGCCAAUUCUACUCCAGUCCAUCAGGAACCCAUUUGUAUUCAGGUGUAUUGAUGGUGUUUUGAUUGAUGGGAAUGAUAAAGGCAUCUCCAGAGUGGUCUUCAAGUCGUGCAGUGGCAGGGACAGAGUGGGGCCUUUCAUUAUGAGUGACACCAGCUGGUUGACUGCUAGACCACAGAACCCACUUGCUGUUGGUCAGUACGUCAACAACUGCUCCAACAAGUGUCCUGCUAACGUGUGCUACCAGGAGUAUGAUGUGCCAGACACAUUUCCCAUCGAGCUACGCCAGUAUCUUCCAAAUGUCAACUACAGUCAGGACUCACAGAGGCCUUUACGCUGUGUUGUCCUGGUGUCUCUCAGAGACAUAACAGCAGGGGAAGAACUCUUUUCCAACUACUACACUGUUGUGCAUUAGAGUAAAAUACACUCACUGCUUUGAAGUUAACUGGAGAAUAUGCAAAUGUUUUAAAUUAAAACAAUGUUAUUAAAAAAAAGUCACAAACAAA
Molecule: messenger RNA, 1005 nt
Organism: Labrus bergylta (ballan wrasse)
Lineage: Eukaryota; Metazoa; Chordata; Actinopteri; Labriformes; Labridae
Gene: setd9
Product: SET domain containing 9
Molecular function (GO): protein binding
Source: RefSeq, a predicted model, not a curated record